This is a messenger RNA of Pectinophora gossypiella (pink bollworm), 1643 nucleotides long. RefSeq lists its product as uncharacterized. Gene Ontology annotation, cellular component: extracellular region. The record is from RefSeq and is a predicted model, not a curated record. Bases 1 to 1557 code for a protein of 518 amino acids. Gene Ontology annotation, molecular function: chitin binding. Lineage: Eukaryota; Metazoa; Arthropoda; Insecta; Lepidoptera; Gelechiidae. The transcript has 6 exons.
AUGUUGUUCCACGCAAAUGUGAAAAGUAGCUUCAAGACUGAAUUGAGAGUAGACUAUGAUCUACCAAAGAAGGGACCAGAUGGUAUACUUGGUAAUAUUCAAAUUGGCGCUGCGCAAUCAGGCCGUAAUGGGAACUCCGAUUCGUUCAAUCGGUGGAAAAAUGGCCGUGUAUCGGUUCCGCGGCAUCAUCCAGCACCAAUAUUUAUCAAGAAAUUGGAGCCGAUUCCUGAACCUACCGUAGAACCAAUUUAUGAAUUGCCUGCUACAGUCGUGACACAGGCGGUUCCAACUACAUCUCUCCCGGUGACUGCACGUAUACCCCUGCGACCUAUUUUACCCGCGAGACCUCUAUUGCCACAGAGACCCAUUUUGAGGCCUUGGCAAAGUCCAAGACCCAAUCGAGUGAACAUUCUUCCAAAUAAUGAAGAACGCAUUCCAGAACCUGUACCAGAGCCGAUACCGGAACGGAAACCCCAACCAAUUCCUCUACCAGAACCUGAACCUCAGCCCAUUCCUCUUCCCGAGCCUGAACCUCAACCCAUUCCUCUUCCCGAGCCUGAACCUCAGCCCAUUCCUCUUCCCGAACCUGAACCUCAGCCCAUUCCUCUUCCCGAACCUGAACCUCAGCCCAUUCCUCUACCAGUACUUGAACCUCAGCCAAUUCCUCUACCGAAACCUCAACCUCAGCCAAUUCCUGUACCAGAACCUAAACCUCAACCAAUUCCUCUCCCAAAUCAAAAUAUCCGAACACGGUGGCCUGUACCGCAUCCUGUUCCUCGCCCCAUUCCACAGCCCAUAAAGCCUGCACCUCCACCCAUCCCACUACCAACUCCAACCAGAGCUCCGAUAGUUACAACCUUACGUCCAUGGGUACCAAAACCUACGACGCCUGCCGUGUCGCCCUCGAAAUUACCGAUUCAACAAAUCCCUGAUAUAGUCGCCGAAGGAGUACCCGUUGAAUACAACUGUAUCCAAGACGGAUACUACAGCAUUAGCAACGAAUGUGACACUUACAUUAGAUGCAAGAAACGAGCAGCGCUGAAAUUCAUGUGUCCUGAUGGCCUCCACUUCAACCCUAACGCUAUAUGGGAAGAGUAUCCUUGUGCAUAUCCUUCAGAAGUCAGAUGCGAAAGCCGAGCGAAAAUGCAGGCGGCCCAACCCAGCGGGCAAUGCCCUCAUCAUUACGGUUACUUUCCAAUGAACGAUGGAGACUGCAGCCAGUACCUGAGUUGCCAAGAAGGUUUAGCUACGGUUAUGAAUUGCCCGCCCGGACUUGUCUUCAAUGCAGAGAAGAGCAGCUGCGACUGGCUUGCAAAUGUACCAUCCUGCAAACCAGCAAUCUUCCAAGGUUUUACGUGCCCUUCCACGCCGGUAGAUGAAUAUGGAGAACCAUAUGACUGGAUCUAUAAAUACAGAUACGGCCAGAGUUGUCAGGAGUAUGUCGCUUGUCAAGGAGGAUAUCCAAGAUUGUUGCGGUGCGACCUAGGCAUGUCCUUUGAUGAGGAGUCAGAGACCUGUGUUGAUUCAGAUUAUGUAGCAAAUUGUUCAAGAGAUUAAGAUAGUAACGUAACGUGAUAAUAAGUAUGAUUGUAACUCUCUAUUCUACUAUACUAUGCACUUUUUUUAAAUAAACUACUAAUUCA